CGGCCCUGUCCUGUUUGCCUUGACCGGCGCCUAUAUACCGGGAUCAAGCACCAUUGUGCAUUUGCCGCGCUUGUCGCCCUGGUGUGCUUUCGUCCGCCGCUCUUUUACGAAUGUGCCGCCAUUGACACGAGUGAUGACGAUGGUUGUUGCCCGAGGCCUCUAUCUGAACUAAGUCAUCCCUGUCGUAGCCGCGUGAGCGCAAUUUCCAGAAGCGGCCUGCCCGAAACCCGCCCGACUCGACGUCCUUGACCUUGUCGCGUCGCCGUCGCAUCUUCUCCCCAUGCUUCAACGAGAAGGCUUCGUCGUCACCGAUAUGAGUGCGUCGGCCUCGUCGCCUUCGCUGCUCGAGCGCUCCAGCUGGAAGGCAGAGGCUAUCCGAAAGGGCAGUUUGAAAAUCAGCGGGCCCAUUCCCAUCACCGAGGAUAUCCCGCUCAACGACGAGGAAGAGAAGGAGUAUGCAGAGAAGAACGCGCAAAAAGCCCAGAAAGCCCAGGACCAGCAGCCAUUGAAGCCCCAAGAGGCACCUCAAGAAGAGCAGCAGCAACAACAGCAACAGCACCAAGAGCCUCCACCUCCGCCAAGGCCUGUCAAUUCCCCGCCCCCACUCCCAGUUUCGGAGCAUCCCUCUGCAUUGCGCGCAAAUCCUGUUUCAGAGCAGCCCGAGCAAGACGAGGAGGCGCGCGAGCAGCGUCCGUCGAGAUCGCCGCCGCAGAAUAUGCGUCUGUUGAGUGCUUCGCAGCGCCAAAGCCUGGCUCCACAGAGCACCCUUGCUUCUCCCACGCCUUUUCGGUCCACACCCGAAAGUACAGCAAAGACCACCACCACCCAGAAGAAGCGCAAGAGCGGGCUCAGAAAUGUUUUCCGCAAAAUGUUUGGUAAAAAGCCCGCCGAAACAGCGGCGCCUCCGCAAGAGGACGAUUCGACGCGCCGAGGCCAUAGCUACCACCACAGCGAUCCUGGUAUGCUGAGAUCAACGCCUCCGCCAGAGCAGAGAGAGGUUCCGGAAUCAAGGGUACCGCCAAAGGCGGCAACUCCCGUAGGACCUCGCAUCUCCGAUCUGCCCGUCAAGGAGCUCAAGCCGUUGCACCCAUUGGGCCAGCAUUUGCCGUAUCCCAUGAAUGUCAAUGCACCGCCAGUCAGUCCGCCACAGGAGUACCUUACUUUCGACGUGGCCAGAGCCGAACUUGGUCGCCGGAGAGCUACGCUUCCCACUGUGCCUACUGCAGCCGCGAAUCGCCACAGUCUGGACGAGUCAAGGCCGAAAAUGCCAGCGUGGGAGGAAAAGGGCGAAGAAGGUGGUGAAGUGUCGCCGACGAGGAUCGGCAUCGCAGUAUCCAGCCCGGGCCAGGGGACGUCAAGGCAACACAAACGCCGAUCCAGGAGUGCAGAUGCGCUCCAUAGCCUUGCAAAGGAGCUUGCCGCCAGCGAGCGGAGAAGGAGCGACGAGAUCAAGUACUGGAGGGAGAGCUACAUGUCGGGUAGCGUGUACAGUCGACCCGAGACAGCCAAGACGGUAGAAACCUUCCGCAGCGUGCAGACGCAAGAGCCGACCAUCCGGGAGCCAGAAGGAGGAGAUGCCUUCAACGAGAUGAGCGCCACAUUCGUGCAAGCCGACGAUCCACAUUCACCAACAUCGGUGACGGAACGGCAAAGGAAAGAGGAGGAAGGAGAAGAAGAUGCAGACGGACAGGCUUCGUCCGUCUCAGAUUUCAAUUUCGGCGAUUUCAAGCACGCCGUCUUCGGACCGCCGGAAGAGCCAGCACCAGCACCAGAACCAGAACGUGAGCCAACUUCCCAACUGCGCCAAGUCUCGUCGGCCCCACCACCUCUACCACCGCAAAGUGAUAAACGCCUAUCGUUGGAGGACCGUGUCUCGCACCUCGAAUCGAGAUACACGGUGCUCGAAACGCUUACUCGCCGCAUAUCGGCCACCACCAACAGACAGACCAUCAUCCUCGAGAAUCCACCCCGCACCAUGCGGUCCAGAGACCGAAGUGCAUCCGCCGCCUCUGCGUCGCGGCGCCAUUCAAGAUCCGCGCCGAGUAUCCACCAAGAGCCUCAUCGUCCUAGCACGAAUGAGGCAGUAGAAGCCGCUGCUGCACCGGCAUCACCCACAUUCACCUCACCCGCCCAUAUUGCCUCCAGCAGCGAAGAACGCGCCAGUGCCCUUCAAGACGUCUACGCCGCGCUCCAGGUCGAGCGGACCGCAAGGCUGGCACUGGAAGAAAAAGUCCAAACACUCCAAUACGACAUUUCCAAUCUACACACCCUGGUAAACAAGCUCAUUGCCAGCGGUUCUGCCGCAUCACCAUCGUAUCCCACGCCCUCUCCGGGCAUGCUCAUCAUGUCGUCCGAGGGCAGCGACCAGCGCAUGAACUGCGCCACUCCUCGAGCUUCGUCACAUGACCAGCGCAGCAGUCUCUACAGCCAGGCUGCCCAAGGUGCCCAGCAUGACUGGAGAAAUGACGCCGAGAGCGUCUACUCUACUGAUCUUCCUUCCCAAGACGGCGUCACAUCGCCAGACGAAUGGGCCACGCCAAAGGAGGAAGGCUUUACUGGAAGUGGUUUCUUCCAGCCCGAUGGAAAGGCCAGGCCGCAUUGAAGUGUUUUUUGCAUGAUGAGUGUUGUUACUUUGCUGGAUUGAUGAAGAGAGAGAGCUUCCUUGCCAGUAUUAUUCACGGCCUCUUGGAUGUUUUUUAAAAGAUACCCAUCGCCGGCGUUUUUGUCUGCUGGCGUUUUCUAUUUUUCAUUCUCAAACUUGUAUUGUCUAUUGAGCCAAAUUUUCGCCGUCC
Molecule: messenger RNA, 2792 nt
Organism: Exserohilum turcica Et28A
Lineage: Eukaryota; Fungi; Ascomycota; Dothideomycetes; Pleosporales; Pleosporaceae
Exons: 2
Coding region: 281-2602 (773 amino acids)
Source: RefSeq, a predicted model, not a curated record